AUGGCGCCAGUUAUUGUCUUGAUUACCGGUGCCAACAGAGGCAUCGGGAAAGGUCUUCUUGAACUUUACCUUGCUAAGCCUAAUCAUACCGUCAUUGCUGCUAACCGCGACCCCAAUCACCCAAGUUCUAAGGCUCUUGCGGAGCUUCCCAAGGCUGAAGGAACAUCACUUGUUGUGAUUAAGAUCGAUGCUACGGUUCGCACAGAUCCAUCGGAUGCCGUAAAGGCACUCCAUUCUCGAGGCAUCAGCCACAUUGAUAUUCUGAUUGCAAAUGCCGGCCUUGGACUCUUGUGGCCCAAGGUUUUGGAUGUCGACACAGACGACAUUCAAAAGCACAUAGUGACCAAUGUCUACGGCUUCCUAUGGCUCUUCCAAGCCUUUCAUCCCCUGUUGAAAGAUGCGAGUAAUCCCAUCUGGGUAACGAUGGGCUCCAGCACCGCAUUUCUCACGUACUAUAACAGUUCUAAUUCCAUAUCUAGGAACAUGGUCCCAGCGCCGAAUUCCGCUUAUGCUCCAACCAAAUUAAUGGUCCACUGGUACACCAAGUCAAUUCAUAUCGAAGAGCCAUGGCUUACCGCGUUCCCUAUCGACCCAGGAUUCGUUCAGUCUGACAUGGGUAAUCGUGCUGCCGAGUAUUUCGGGUUGGGAAAGGCUACAAUUACUAUAGAGGAGAGCACUGCGGGAAUUGUCAAGGUGAUUGACGCCGCAACUAGAGCUACGCAUGGCGGGAAAAUGUUGGCUUAUGACGGCAAAGAAGUACCAUGGUAA
This is a messenger RNA of Daldinia childiae, 768 nucleotides long. Its product is annotated as putative sterigmatocystin biosynthesis ketoreductase stcE. Bases 1 to 768 code for a protein of 255 amino acids. NCBI's taxonomy places the organism in Eukaryota, Fungi, Ascomycota, Sordariomycetes, Xylariales, Hypoxylaceae. The record is from RefSeq and is a predicted model, not a curated record. The transcript is spliced from 3 exons.